Prorocentrum cordatum is the source of this 1908-nucleotide messenger RNA. NCBI's taxonomy places the organism in Eukaryota, Dinophyceae, Prorocentrales, Prorocentraceae. The record is from the annotation of a GenBank genome assembly.
AAGUGGCCAUAACAGGCAACGGAGACGCGGCCUGGCCCCUGCGGCCAACGGUGCGCAUGGAGCCGCGGCGCCAGCGCUUGCAACGUUAGCCUGCCCGCUGGGGAUGACCUGAUGACGGCCUCUGGGCGGCCUGGCCGCCACUCGCGCCUGCUCGGGCUCCAGCUCGGGCAGUCGCUGGUCUCCAGCCUGUGCUUCUAUGUCUACGUUCAGCAGGACGUGCGAUCCGCGGCCUCGUCGCUGAAGCACUUCUACAAGAUGCUCUUCGGCAAGGAGCUGUCCAACACGCUGGGCAACCGAGUGAAGAGCAUUACCACGCCCCAGGGCCUGGUGAGCAGCCUUGAGCACCUGCACGCGAGCUACUUCAGGCUCCCAGAGCGGUCGCUCACGCAGUACGUGCUGUCGGAGCCAUCGAUCCUGGAGCUGGGCGUGGUCUGGCGCAACCGCUCCAAGUCGAGGCUGCUGCUCGGCGCGGGCGACCGCGUCGAGGCGCGGCUGCGCGGGCUGGCGGGGGACGCAGGGCUCGUGGAGGUGGAGUCGAUCGUGGCCAAGAUACCGGUCCUCGACCACAUGGGCGGCCACGCGCGUGCUCACUGGCCCAGCUGCUACAGCUGGGACCUGCGGCCCACGUACGAGGAGGCGGGAGCUGGCGAGCUCCGGCUCCUCCUGCGGUGGUCCAUCCGCGACUGCCUGGCCCUCGAGGCGGCCCGCACGGCGGCGGCCCUGCCGCCGGCGCGGCGGUGGUGGCUGGGCGGCGCGGCGCCGCUGGGAGGCUUCGGGCCGCCAGCGUGGAUGCGGGCACUGCUCCUCACGCAGGCCACCCUGGGGGCCUCCGCCCUGCUGGCGGGCAGGCCAGGGCGGCACUGGCGGCGGCCCCGCGGCGCGGCGCUCUGGCCGCAGCAGGGCCAGGGCGGCCGAGGCGUCCAGCUGCUGAUCGCGGCCACCAGCGCCGCGCAGGUGGCCGCGGCCGCGCGCUGCGCGGUGCCGGUCGAGGGCGCCAGCGUGCAGGUGCGCUUGCUGCUCCUCGGCUCGGCGUGCAGCCUCUCGCACCUGUGCCUGGUGCCCUCCCUGACAUCCUUCGACCGGUUUCACAUGCUCCAGCAGACGCUCUCCAAGGGCCUCCCGAGGAUACUCCGGUUCUUCACCGAGGUGGUCCCAGUGUACCUCGCAUACACGGUGCUCGGCGUCGCGCUCUGGGGGAUCAGCGACCAGGACGGCUUCCAGUCGCUCUCGCACUCGUCGGUGACGCUGUUCUCGCUGAUGAACGGCGACGUCAUCAAAGACACAUUCCUCAACCUGGGGGACGUCCACUGGAUGAUGGCUCAGCUCUACCUGUACACAUUCAUCGGCCUGUUCAUAUACGUGAUCCUCAACGCCGUGCUGGCCAUCAUGGAGGAGUCGUUCUCCCACACGGAAGAGAGCAGGAAGAUGUCCGCCUGCGCUGCUGGCGCCGAGGAGAAGGCAGGCGCGCCAGGUGCCCCCAGCAGCAGCGGCAGCAUCUCGCUCUUGGAGCCCGCACUGCCCUGCGCCGCUGCGGUGGCCUCGCCGCGCGCGCCGCAGGGCGCGGGCACCAGGGAGAGGCUCGAGCGGCUGCAGGCGCUGCGCGCCGAGAUCGCCGAGCGCGAGCGGGAGUGCUCCGCCAUCUGCCGGCAGCUCCUCGCCUCGCAGCCGCCCGAGGGCGUCUGAGCGGCCCCGCUCGGCCCUGGCCCGCCCGCGCCACCGGUGCACCCAGCCCAGCGUCGCGGCUCAAUCGCGCGCGCGUGGGCUAUUAACCAGAGUCCCAGGGCCCCCGCCCUGCUGGCAUCGAGGUUCGAGCAUCGAGGCUUUGGGGUGUUGGGGAGGCCCCUGUCGGGCCCCUCCGGCGGGAGGCCCUCCAGGUGGUCUCCGGGGGACACCCGCAGAUCUCUGGAU